AUGGCAAAGAACCCGAGCAAAGCCACCGUCGAGGGCGACGAAGAUCGCGGGUACGAUUUGGACUGGCCCUCGUCGCAAAGGUGGAAUCCCCACUACCGCGUGCCGCGCAACUCGACCGAACGGAGCGCCAAAGCCCCACGGAUUCAGGGGGUCGCUGGUGCUAGUCCUGCCGACAGACAUGAUGACGGCGCGGCCGACGGCACCCAGGACAGCGGGGACGAGUACGGCGGCGUGCCCAGCCUGGACCACUGGCUCGAGACAGUGGCCGAGCUCUACAUGAACCAGCUCGACAACCGCGCCCGCUGGGACCCGCGCUGGCUCAACAUCACCCGCCGCGAGCGCUUCCAGGGCCUCGAGAGCGCUCGCGUCACCAUUGUCGACUACCUGGAGCACACUGUCCUCCGCGAUACCUUUACCGCCGCUGCCGACGGUCACGGCCCCCGCGGCCGGAGCGGGAGCAGCAGCGAAAGGCGCCGCCUUGCCGCGGCACUGAAUGCCCGGCCCCCGGACAGCACGCUGCGCGUGGUGGUGGUAACGGACCUAAGCCGCUUCCUCAUGGGUGCGCUAGGCCAGCUGUUCGAGGUCGACCCAGAGUUCUGGUUCGAGCACCUGGUCAACUCGGGAUAUCGCGCCAGCGACGCCAACCUCAAGGUCAAGAACGGCGUCUGGAUGAACUGGGCCCAGCGCGAGACCCGCUUCCGCCACCGCGCCCUCCCGGGGCCCGGCCAGCCGACGGAGUGGAACGUCGAGCGCCGGCGCCGGCGCCGCGACCUCCAGCGGCAGCGGCAGCUCCCCGCGGCCAGCUGGGCACACAUGCGCUGGGGCCGGCUGGGGCUGCUCAACUACCUCGGCCGCGAGGGCUUCCACGAGCAGGAGAUCGAGAUGCGCAUCGGCGGCGACGGGCGCCUGGUCAUGGAGCGCGACGUGGCGCUCGACAAGUUCGGCCUCACCAUGAGGCCCACGCUCAGGGACCGGGCCGUCGCCCUGUCGGCUCACGGCGGCAAGUCCAAGUCGGCGGGCGACGAGUUCUUGGGCCCCUUUGGCGGGCCCAGCGAGCCGCCCGAGCUGGACGCCGGCGGGAAGGAGGGCUCAGCCCGUGUCAAGGCAUCCAACGUCUACAGGCCGUACAGCACUUUCAGCAGUCUUCCGAGAAGCCGCAAGCAAUGGCUGAACCGUGACUUGCGCGUCAUGGCCCCCGAAGGCGCCAGCAUCUGGUCUGGUGCCGAUGCCGAGGGCAGGCAGACGGUCCUGGUGUUGCUCGACCCUCCACGGGCGAUGCGCAACAUCAAGACUAACGAGCUCACGCCGUCGCUCACCUUCAUGCCCCGGCCGAUGGAGAUGGAGACCUACACGGACGAGGAGGCGUGGCGCGUGGCAGAUCCCAACGAGACCUAUCUCGAUCCCCCGCCUUUACCCCUAACAAAGGACGAGCGCAAGGCCGAGCGGGAUGCGGCGAGGCGGGCGCGUGUGCAGAAAAGAGAAAGAAGGAAGGCGCUGGAGAAAGAGGCAAAGAAGAAGGCGGCACAAAGACCGUCCCAGCCGGCCGGAGAUAAGACCGGCCCCGUUGUUGUGGCCAUGGAAGAGGGUGGCCCGGGCGGCGACGACGCCGAAAACUACGAUGACAACAAAUCCGUAACCUCGCAUCACAGCGAAAGCAGCUUUGCCGAAGACGACUACCGAGAGGCGCACCGCAACAGGUACAAGCACGCAAAGUGGUACGCGCGCGACCGCGACUUUGCGCGCAAAAGGGGGCGUCGGUCCCGACGGGGGGCCGCCGCGAGCAGCCGCUGCCUCCCGCGCCGCGGCCACGCUGGCCCAGAUCUCGCUCGACGACCUCUGGCGGCUGGCCGCCGAGAUGCGGCUGACGCUGGACCACGCUGA
Molecule: messenger RNA, 1881 nt
Organism: Gaeumannomyces tritici R3-111a-1
Lineage: Eukaryota; Fungi; Ascomycota; Sordariomycetes; Magnaporthales; Magnaporthaceae
Exons: 2
Coding region: 1-1881 (626 amino acids)
Source: RefSeq, a predicted model, not a curated record